CAGCACUGCCUCAACUUCACUCUUUUUACCAUCAUUACCUCCAUCAAACACACUAUGCCUAGCUUCGUCCUCGUGGGUGGAGCCGAUAAGAAAAUCUCCCUCGAACACCAAGGUCACCCUUGCCCUCGAUGCAAAUCACACGAUUCCGUACAGCUGACUCGAUCCGAAACGCAAUUUAUUGUGUUCAAUGUUCGAGUGGGAAAGCCAAACAAUAUGCGAGUUCGAUAUGAAUGCGCCAAUUGCUCAUGGAAUGGCAAGGUUUUGCCGCUUUAUAACGUCAUGCUCGAAACUCAAAUGAUGAAGGACAGCUUGUACUUUGACUACUCCGCCAUAGGUACAACUUAUUCCCUCUAGAGCCAAAUGAAAAGCUCUCACAAAUUCCCUUCUCCGAACUCAAGCCUGCACUGCUGGUUUCAGAGCAUUAGAGUUCAUCGUAUACACUAUCGGUUUUGUCUAUACCGCACUACUUUUUUGUACACACCUAAUAUGUUACCCUCCUCCUAAAUAGAUUGUAUAGUUGUUCCAUUCAGUUCAGUAAUAUAAAAACAAUAAGUUCUAAACAUCAUAAGUU
Umbelopsis ramanniana AG is the source of this 571-nucleotide messenger RNA. RefSeq lists its product as uncharacterized. The record is from RefSeq and is a predicted model, not a curated record. NCBI's taxonomy places the organism in Eukaryota, Fungi, Mucoromycota, Umbelopsidomycetes, Umbelopsidales, Umbelopsidaceae. The transcript has a single exon. The coding region runs from base 55 to 354 and encodes 99 amino acids.